This is a messenger RNA of Lachancea nothofagi CBS 11611, 330 nucleotides long. Lineage: Eukaryota; Fungi; Ascomycota; Saccharomycetes; Saccharomycetales; Saccharomycetaceae. The record is from the annotation of a GenBank genome assembly.
AUGGGCUGGUUUAACAAGACAAAACCAAUGGAUGAUCAGUCCAAGCCACCUUUGCGCUCGUCUAGAAAACAGUGUUGGGAGUCCAGAGACGGGUUUUUCCAAUGUUUGGACAAAAUAUCCGUUGUGAAUGCCUUAGAGAGUAAACAUGAGGACGCAAUCCAAAAGAGCUGCAAGACAGAGGAAGGCAAGUUUGAAGAAGACUGCGCUACCAGCUGGAUCAAGUACUUCAAAGAAAAGCGGGUCGUGGACUACAAACGAGAAAAAUUCAUGCAGGAGAUGGAAAGUAAAAAUGGGCAACAAAUCGACCUUUCCGGGAUGAUAAGGAAGUGA